ACCAUGGAAAGAAAUAUAUCUUAUUAAUAGAAAAUGUAAGAGUGUGCUAGGAGACCAUUGCUCUUCCAAGUAGCUCUCUUCCAGUCUUGGUCCGGUGGUUUGCAUGGCCCACAGAAAUCAGCAAGAACUUGCCCACCAGAAAAACGUGAAGAAAUCCCAUGAAAUUAGGAAGGGAAAAAGAAAGGAGGGUAGCUUGACUACCUCUCAGAGAAAGCAGAGGGACUCUGAAAUAAUGCAGCAAAAACAGAAGACAGCUAAUGAGAAGAAUGAUGACUAUUUGGAAAACCUGGGUGCUAUUUGCCAACUAGGUGUAUCAUAAGCUCUAUGAUCAAAAUUUUGUGGAGCAAACAGUCAUAUAUUAUGACAUAUCUUUUAAAAAUUAUCUUAAACUUAAAAAAAGAACAUGUAAUAUGCGUUUUUCCAAAAGACUUUUUAAUUGACAAUUUAAUCCAUUUUUCAAUUCAUGAAGUCAUGAUCUAGGAGUUUCAAACCAUGCUACCUUGCUAGUUGGGAGUUUAUGCAUAAACAAUAUGUCUGUGUUUGUUUGCCCAUUAUUUAUUUGUUUAUUGAUUCUCAU
Messenger RNA from Mirounga angustirostris (Northern elephant seal), 577 nucleotides. RefSeq names its product small EDRK-rich factor 1-like. The transcript has a single exon. NCBI's taxonomy places the organism in Eukaryota, Metazoa, Chordata, Mammalia, Carnivora, Phocidae. Bases 104 to 319 code for a protein of 71 amino acids. The record is from RefSeq and is a predicted model, not a curated record.